UCACUUCUUCACACUUCACUGCUUCAUCGUUCAUUCUCCAUAGCAGAACCACCAAAAUCCUAAACCCCAAAAUGCGAGGCUUCGCUUGUCGAGCCUCCAACUUCUUCAAGCGCAAUCUCGAUAAUUUCCCUUAUAACCCUAAUUUCAACUUCUUCAGAGAAUUCGCGCAAUCCACCGCAAUCCCCAAAAAGCAACUUAGGGUUCGUGACCACGGCUACGACAACUACAUGGAAGUGGAGAAGAAAACGCGCAAGGUCCUCAAAUUUCAGAGCAUCAUCCUCCCCGAGCCCACCCAAUCGCUCCCAAUCUCGCGCCUCGAAAACCUCGUGCGCCGCUUCGGUUUCACGCGCUACGAGGCUGGUGCGUUCGUCCUUAAGUUCCCGCACGUCUUCGAAAUCUUUGAGCACCCCGUCCAGCGCAUUCUCUUCUGCCGCCUCACCCGCAAAGCCAUCCUCCAGAUUCAGCAGGAGCGCCAAGCACUCGCGGAACAGAUUCCACGCGCCGUCACGCGGCUUCGGAAGCUUCUGCUGAUGACGAACGAAGGCAGGCUCCGCCUCGAGCAUGUGCGCAUUGCACGCUCCGCCUUCGGCCUUCCCGACGACUUCGAAAACUCUGUGGUUCUGAGGUACCCUCAGUUUUUCCGUUUGAUUGAUGCAAAGGAAACUAGGAUGAAGUACAUUGAGGUUGUGGAGAGGGACCCUAGGUUAUCAACUUGUGCGAUUGAGGAGGUUAGGGAGAGGGAGUAUAGAGAGAGAGGUGGUGAUGCUGAGGAUGUUAGAUUUUCUUUUGUCAUUGAUUUUCCACCUGGUUUUAAGAUAGGUAAGUAUUUUAGGAUUGCAAUGUGGAAGUGGCAGAGGCUUCCUUAUUGGUCCCCGUAUGAGGAUGUUUCUGGGUAUGAUUUGAGGUCCAUUGAAGCCCAGAAGAGGAUGGAGAAGAGAGCUGUUGCCACCAUUCAUGAGUUGUUGUCGUUGACUGUGGAGAAGAAAAUUACAUUGGAGCGGAUCGCACAUUUCCGAAUGGCGAUGAACCUGCCCAAGAGGUUGAAGGAUUUCCUGCUCCAGCACCAAGGUAUUUUCUAUGUCUCCACCAGGGGGAAUCAGGGGAAGCUUCACACUGUUUUCCUUAGGGAGGCGUAUAGAAAAGGCGAGCUGAUUGAGCCGAAUGAGUUGUAUUUGGCACGGAGGAAGCUAGCUGAGCUUGUGCUAUUGAGUCCAAGGAAAGCCAAGGUUGAUAAGGAGUUGGUUGGGUACAGGAGAAGCAGGUUAGAGGACGAAAUGGGGCAUGUAACGAGGACAUAUGUGGAGGAUGCUUGUGAAGACUUUAAGGGGGAAGAUGGUGUGGGUCUGGAUAAAGAUGCAGAGGAUGAUUUGACGUCAGAUAUAGGUUCUGAUGUUGAUUUGGGAGAUGAGGGUGAUGAUUUUGUGGAUAGUGCAUCACUGCAAAGGACAUCAUAGCUAGUAUUUGGGAACCUAUUUGAGCUACAUUUACUUCAAUUUUGCAAUUGAGAAAAGUCUCUUGAUACAGUUCUGAAUUCUGAAAUUUUGAAAUCUAACUUCCGAAAGUUUUGAGCAAUAGAAAAUGAGGAAUUAAGAUUCCUGUUUUUUCUGCAUCUUAACUGAAGUAAUAUGAUUUGUGGUGAUUAACCCAGCUUGAUCUAUAGUGAUUUUGUCAGACCUACUGGGUUCCUUAUGAAAAGUGUGGACUCUCCUAUAAUGUAGGAGGGGAGCAAUACUGGUCCUAUGUGAAACUGGCUCUUCCUGAAGGUUUUAUUGAGUUGAUAUUUGAUGCGACUGAGAUCUUCAGCCUAGCUCUUUCUGAAGGUUGGAUUGAAUUGUCUCAUUUAUGAAGAGGAAUAGGCCUUGGAGGUAGAGGGAAGAUAUCCAUGUGAUCAUCAAUUCUUUUUUCACCAGUAUAUUCCUGUACAUAUAGAUUAUUUUUAUAGAUGGAAACACCAACAAAUCAAAGAAAUAACAGCUUUAACCUUGAUGCAUCUUGUUAGAAAAUCAAGUGCCUCACUCGGAUGGAUGUUCAAUGAGGCCUGUGGCAACUCAUCUGCAGUUGGAUAAAUACCAGUCAUUUACAGUACCUUUUGAAUUUUGGUAACAAUUUUUUGUAGAACGCUAAGACUCCGGAGGAUGAUGACAAGUGUUAACAUAAACUAAGCUAUAAAUGAGAAAUUUCUAUCACCAUUUUUUUC
Vigna angularis (adzuki bean) is the source of this 2197-nucleotide messenger RNA. Its product is annotated as protein ROOT PRIMORDIUM DEFECTIVE 1. Lineage: Eukaryota; Viridiplantae; Streptophyta; Magnoliopsida; Fabales; Fabaceae. Gene Ontology annotation, molecular function: RNA binding. The transcript has a single exon. Bases 72 to 1454 code for a protein of 460 amino acids. The record is from RefSeq and is a predicted model, not a curated record.